This is a messenger RNA of Dictyostelium discoideum AX4, 480 nucleotides long. Its product is annotated as DUF1794 family protein. The transcript is spliced from 2 exons. NCBI's taxonomy places the organism in Eukaryota, Evosea, Eumycetozoa, Dictyosteliales, Dictyosteliaceae. The record is from RefSeq and is a predicted model, not a curated record. The coding region runs from base 1 to 480 and encodes 159 amino acids.
AUGAGUAAUAUUUCAAAAGUAUCAUAUCUUUUAGGCAAAUUUAAAGGUUCUGGUAAGGGUGAAUAUCCAACCAUUACACCAUUCACAUAUACAGAAGAGAUUGAAUUCUCAAACAAUGGUAAACCAUUUAUUUUUUAUCAACAAAAAACAUGGAAUGUAAAUGGUCAACCUUUACACUCAGAGAGUGGAUAUAUGAGAUUUCCACCAAAUGGAAAGGUUGAAUUGGUAAUUUCAGAACCAACUGGUAUCAAUGAGAUAUAUGAUGGAGAAAUUACAGGUGAAAAUAAUGAAAUCCUUACAUUUAAAUUAACAAAUAUUCAAAGAACACCAACUGCUAAACCACCACAUACUACAAAUGUUAUUAGAAAAUUUACAUUUGAUCAAAGUGCCAACACUCUUUCAUAUACAAUGGAUAUGGCCACUACAACAACCACUGAUUUAACUCAUCAUUUAAGUGCAACUUUACAAAAACAAUUAUAA